Messenger RNA from Parus major (Great Tit), 1520 nucleotides. RefSeq names its product gastrula zinc finger protein XlCGF49.1-like. Gene Ontology annotation, biological process: negative regulation of transcription by RNA polymerase II. The transcript has a single exon. NCBI's taxonomy places the organism in Eukaryota, Metazoa, Chordata, Aves, Passeriformes, Paridae. The record is from RefSeq and is a predicted model, not a curated record. Bases 199 to 951 code for a protein of 250 amino acids. Gene Ontology annotation, molecular function: DNA-binding transcription repressor activity, RNA polymerase II-specific.
UCUGGUCACUCUCGGUAUGAGGCUCUCCCGCUCCAUCUCCCAGUCUAGCACGGCCCUGGCUGCAGGAUGACCCCCCUGCUGACACUGUCCUGCCGGGGAUGAGUUGGGGGGGGAGUGUAUCUCCUUCCUUUUUCCCUCUGGCACAGAGGCACAUCCCAUCCUCUCCUUGUCCUUCCUCCCCCAGACAAGGAGCUGAAGAUGGAGACCAGGGAGGACAAAUCUCCACAGCAGAACCUCGUGGAAGAGGCCGUUUUGAGUGGCUCCACAGCGCAGGAAUCCGAGGGGGAGGAAAAGCCACGGAGAUCCCGCAGGAGGAGGGGCUCCAACCCCAGCCUGGGGUGCUCUGAGGAGGAAAGACCCACCCUGUGCUGGGAAGGUGGCCGAAGUUCCGGUCUGGUGGUCCAUGAGGAGCUUCAGGAUGGGGAGAAGCCUCACAAGUGUUUGGAAUGUGGGAAGAGCUUCGGGCGGAACUUCCACCUGAUCCGCCACCAGAUGAUCCACUCCGGGGAGAAGCCCUGUGGGUGUCCUGAGUGUGGGAAGAGCUUCAGAGACAGCUCCCACCUGAUCCGCCACCAGAGGAUCCACACUGGGGAGAGGCCCUAUGAGUGCUUGGAAUGUGGGAAGAGCUUCAGCCAGAGCUCCCACCUGACCUCCCACCAGAAGAUCCACACUGGGGAGCGGCCCUACGAGUGUCCCGAAUGUGGGAAGAAGUUUCACACCAGCUCAGAUCUCCUCAUACAUGAACGGAUUCACACAGAUGAGAGGCCCUUCCGCUGCCCUGACUGCAGGAAGGGCUUGAAGCACAACUCCAACCUCACCGCCCACCGGCGCAUCCACACUGGGGAGAGGCCCUGCGAGUGUCCUACAGUGUGGGAAGAGCUUCUCCUGGAGCUCAUCCUUGACCCAUCACCAACGGAGCCACCGGUAAGGGAAGCCUUGGGAACGCCCUGACUACAGGAAGAGCUUCAUGCGCUGCUCCAACUCUAUCUCCUACGUUGGGCAGAGCCCUGAUGGCUCACAUUCCCAGUGACCCACAUUGGGAAGACACCUGGCCAGUGGUCUCCACUUUCUCCUGGUUUCCCAGAGGCACUUGGAUGAACACAAGGCCACGAACAUCCAUCAGUAGUCAAAUCAACAUUAGAAAUUCAUUAAGAUCUCAUUUCUUAGCUUUACACCUUAAAAAGAUCUUGUGUGCUCUGUCCAAUUGUUUCUUCUGGUGGCAUCAAGAGGUGCUGGAUGAUCUUGGAGAUGUUUUCCUACCUGAAUAAUUUCCAUCUUUAUUGCAUUGAAACAUCCAGAACCGGGGUAAAAAUAAAUCAAGUAAAGGGAUCUAAAGUGGCACCAUUUUACCAGGAUUUGGGGGUGAAUUUGGGGUUGGCUCACAGAAUUUUCUGGGAGGAUUGGGCAUUGUGGGGUUGCCCAGGCUGGGCAGAUGGGGCCGCAAUCUCAUACUUGUGCUGGCAGAAUGUGUCCACCUGAGCCCAUCUGUUCUCCAGGAAUUCUGUUUGUCUGUCCCAGUC